UUGUUGAACUGUUUUUUUACUUUUUUGGGCUGCUCGCACGUGCAAUCCCAUUCUCACAUUCAGCAGCGCUGGCGUUCUCGCGUUCAGCUGCGCUGCGUGCGUCCCCUCCUCCCCUUCGUGUUCUCCGCCUCCGAUAUUCCCGAAGCUAGAAGGCCUCCCUUGCGCCCUUUAAAAUACGAACUUCUCUCGUCAAGCCACACGGUCUUUGUGCUCAUACCUCCAUUCUCUUUCUCUCUUCGUCGUACGCUCGCAGAUCUGAUACCGUGAUCAACCAUGGCUUCAAUCACAGGAGUGGGGAUCUCAAUUGCGACCCUGCCGGCGAGCUACCGGAAAAGUCAGGUUCUUAAUGGAGUUUCUGGCUUAAGACUAGCUUCUUUCUCCCGUCAAAGGAAAAACUUCCCAUCAGUUCGGUUGCAGUCAGCUCCCAUGGGGUUCCAUGUUUCUUGUGCUGCUAAACCAGAGACGGUUGGCAAGGUUUGCGACAUAGUGAAGUCACAGCUGGCUCUUCCUGCUGGCACCUCUGUCACUGGUGAAUCAACAUUCGCAGCACUUGGAGCGGAUUCUCUUGACACGGUUGAGGUUGUAAUGGGCCUUGAGGAGGCAUUUGGCGUCAGCGUGGAAGAGGACAGUGCUCAGAACAUCACCACCGUGCAGGAAGCUGCAGAUUUAAUCGAAAAGCUUGUGGAAGCUAAGUCAACUUAAAGAACUACAAAUGUUUUAAAAGGAUGGAAAGUUUUCCUUUGUUAUACCUAUGCUUCAAUAUCUAUUUAAACACUCUUAUUUGAUUGAAUUCUGGUACCUUAAUAUGUUCUAUUUUAUUUUAAUCAGACAUUUCUUGUUUGAAUCAUGGUACCUUAAUACAUAUUUCCCUAAACCCUAAAUCAUUAGAUUCAAUUGUCCUA
Dendrobium catenatum is the source of this 902-nucleotide messenger RNA. Its product is annotated as acyl carrier protein 1, chloroplastic. NCBI's taxonomy places the organism in Eukaryota, Viridiplantae, Streptophyta, Magnoliopsida, Asparagales, Orchidaceae. Gene Ontology annotation, biological process: fatty acid biosynthetic process. The transcript has 4 exons. Gene Ontology annotation, molecular function: acyl carrier activity; phosphopantetheine binding. The record is from RefSeq and is a predicted model, not a curated record. The coding region runs from base 274 to 702 and encodes 142 amino acids.